Molecule: messenger RNA, 1071 nt
Organism: Melitaea cinxia (Glanville fritillary)
Lineage: Eukaryota; Metazoa; Arthropoda; Insecta; Lepidoptera; Nymphalidae
Product: pseudouridine-5'-phosphatase-like
Exons: 4
Coding region: 17-700 (227 amino acids)
Molecular function (GO): phosphatase activity
Source: RefSeq, a predicted model, not a curated record
AUAUUUUAUUUUAAUUAUGCAAUACAAGAAAGUUACUCACGUUCUCUUCGAUUUGGAUGGUCUUCUGAUUGAUUCAGAAAAACUAUAUACAGAGGCAUUUGAAACAGUAUGUGCUAAAUACGGAAAAACUUUCACGUGGAUGUUAAAAGCUAGCUUAUUAGGGUUUCAAGGCUAUGAAUGUGCUGAUAAAAUCAUUAAGGAAUUAUCUCUACCACUGACGAGAGAAGAGUUCAUGAGCGAGUGUCAAACAAUAUACGAAAAAGUAUUUAAGAACGUGGAAUUAAUGCCAGGAGCCCAAAAGUUAGUUGAGCAUCUCUACAAUAAAGGAGUGCCAAUAGCAAUAGCUACUAGUUCAAGUCAAGAAAGUGUUGAUAUGAAAAUGCAGAAUCAUAAAUCAUUUUUAAACUAUUUUCAUCAUAUCACAAUGGGCUCAUCGGAUCCUGAUGUAACUAAAGGCAAACCUGACCCAGCUAUCUUUUUAGUCUGCGCAUCUAGGUUUCCCGAUAAACCUGCACCUGAGAGUUGUUUAGUUUUUGAAGAUGCAGUAAAUGGUGUUAAAGCAGCAUGUGCAGCUAACAUGCAAGUUGUUGCCAUACCUGAUCCACGGAUUGACAAAGAACAACUGAAGAUAUCAACACUAGUACUAAACUCUUUAGAAGAAUUUCAACCUGAACUAUUUGGUCUUCCAAGUUAUGCUUAGUAAAAUAGUAAUUUAUCUAGUAAAAUAGCUUGUCAGCCUAAUUUUGAGUUCAUAACUUUAAAAAAAUUGUAACUUUUAUAAGCUAUCAGGUAUACUUGAAAAUGAAACUGUUCAUUCAGCCUUUUGAUCAUAUAAAAUUAUGAAUUCGGAUAGCUGCUGAAAAUUUGUUACUUAAUCAAGUAUUAUGUUAGGAUAAGCUGUUUUUUAAAUGUAAAUAUGUAGUUAUACCAUGUAGGUAUACAUUUUUAUGGUGUAUUUUUAUUUAUAUUGUUAUUAAACUGGCAGGUAAUAUAAUUACAAAAUUUAGUUAAUUUUAUUAACUGGUUAUGCCAUAUACCCAGACAUUAUAUAAAAGUAUUGUUACUUUUUAA